AUGCUUUGUGACUGUUUCUCGGUUCGAUCUUCAGCUAUGGCUGACGAAAUUGCAGCGAGAUAUGCGAAAUUACGAAUUGAAGAGGAUGAAGGUGGAAUUGUGGACUUGGGUGCGAUCAAUUCGUCGGUAGUACCUGACAAAUUUCACCUAAUGCUCAUUGGAAGACUUGUGACUGAUAGACCCUAUAAUUUGGAGGCGUUUAAGAAUACGAUGAUUAGAGAUUGGACUUUAACUGAUAAAGUAGUGAUUAGGGUUCUAGCUCCAAACCUUUAUGCCUUUCAAUUCUUUCAUUGGAGGGAUAAGGAGAAGGUAUUGAAGGGUAGACCGUGGUGUUUCGAUAAUAUGUUGCUCAUAUUGAAGGAGGUGGAGGGUGACGAGCAACCAGAACAGGUGGCUCUCUAUCACUCUCCGUUCUGGGUUCGGGUGAAGCACUUGCCUUUCAAUUGCAGGUCCGAUGAGGAUGUUAAAGAAUUAGUGGCGAAUUGGGGGGAGGUUCUUGAAAUUGAAGAAGAUUUGUUGGGACUGGAUCGAUUUAGACGUGUCCGUUUGUAG
Messenger RNA from Chenopodium quinoa (quinoa), 552 nucleotides. RefSeq lists its product as uncharacterized. The record is from RefSeq and is a predicted model, not a curated record. The transcript has a single exon. NCBI's taxonomy places the organism in Eukaryota, Viridiplantae, Streptophyta, Magnoliopsida, Caryophyllales, Amaranthaceae. Bases 1 to 552 code for a protein of 183 amino acids.